This is a messenger RNA of Coccinella septempunctata (seven-spotted ladybird), 2693 nucleotides long. RefSeq names its product short transient receptor potential channel 4-like. Gene Ontology annotation, biological process: calcium ion transmembrane transport; manganese ion transport; regulation of cytosolic calcium ion concentration. NCBI's taxonomy places the organism in Eukaryota, Metazoa, Arthropoda, Insecta, Coleoptera, Coccinellidae. Gene Ontology annotation, cellular component: cation channel complex; membrane. Gene Ontology annotation, molecular function: inositol 1,4,5 trisphosphate binding; protein binding; store-operated calcium channel activity. The coding region runs from base 91 to 2484 and encodes 797 amino acids. The transcript is spliced from 3 exons. The record is from RefSeq and is a predicted model, not a curated record.
UAAUUUAUGUCAGUAGUGUCACAGUUAUCCCCCAAUGAAUUCCUCUUCAACGUCAAUCUCUCCUGUUGAAGCAAAACUAAAAUUAUUUAAAUGAGGAGAACAACAGUUACAGAUUUACCUCCAAGGGGUCUAACGACGCAACGAGCACCUACGCUGCCAGAUAUUCCCUUACGGCAUCCACCUUCUCCCCCACCCCUGCCUGCCAGAGCCCAUACACAACCCUUUAUAGCCCAUGGAAGUAUACCUGCAGGUUUUAGCCAGUCAGCUAAUUAUAGAAGAUUCGAAGAUUUAGACUAUGAAAUAGCGCCAAAAUCAAGUAUAUUACUACCUCACCUUCAAGCCAAUGAGAAGAAAUUCUUCGAAUUAGUUCAUUCCGGCGACGUGGAAGACGUAAGAAAAUUUCUGGAGAAUAACCUAGACUUCAACAUUAACUGCGUCAAUUUCCAAGGUGUUUCGGCUCUUCUAGUAGCAGUACAAACUAGAAAUGAACACAUGGUGGAAUUUUUGAUUUCUCAGAAAGGAAUAGACAUCGGAGAUGCUGUUCUACAUGCGGUUCGUGACAACCAACUGAAGAUAGUGGAAUUUCUGCUUGAAAAACUUCAUUCCACAGCCCCAAGUUUGGAAUUCGUUGGAGUAACGCAUAGCUCAGAUUUUCCAGAUUACAUGACACCCCUUAUAUUAGCCGCGCAAGAGGGCCACUUCGAAAUCAUAGAAAUGUUGAUACAACGAGGUCAUGUUAUAGCGAAACCACAUUCGCCUAAAUGCAGAUGCGAUGAUUGUAUUCUUCAUCUGGAAAGAGAUGAUCUUCUACAUGCUGAAACGCUCAGAUUGGAUUUGUACAAAGCCAUUACUAACCCAGCAUUCAUAUGUCAUUCAACUAACGAUCCGAUAUUGACUGCUUUUCAGCUGUGUGCAGAGCUGAGGCUUUGUGCUUGGUUGGUGGUUGAAUUCAGAGACCAAUAUCAGGAAUUGGCAGAUGCCAUAAGUAAUUUCGCUGUAGAGUUGAUCGCUUGCUGCAGAAGCACAACAGAAAUGGAGAUAAUACUGACGCAGACAGGUGGUUUGCCACCUAAUAAUUAUCAAUUCCCUAGACUUGUGCUGGCUAUGGACUUGAAGCAGAAGGCAUUCGUUGCGCAUCCAAACACUCAGCAGUUGGUAGAGGCAGCUUGGGUAGGGGACUGGCAUGAUUACAUCAUCAAGCCAACACUAGUCAAACUUAUCUAUCCCAUCUACAGAAUAAUAGUCCUUCCUUUCAUUUGCUUAUUGUGCAUCUUUAUACCAAGUCAUCCUUUGGUUCUACAUUGGAGAAUACCUAUCAACAAGAUGAUAUCUCAUACAGCGGGAUAUCUAGUAUUUCUCGUUAUAAUAUUCCUGGAGUCCAACAUAAGUAAGGAAAAUCAGAAGAGAAAACCUCCGAACAGUGGACUAGAACCCGUUAUUUGCGUUUUUGUUGCUGGAUAUACGUGGAACUGUUUCAGAAUGUGCUUAAUUCAAGGUCCUUCGAGAUAUUUCAGAGCGUUAUGGAAUUGGCAUGCCGUUUUAACCAACAUGUUCUUCAUUCUUACGUUUCUCUUUUGGAUUGCUUCCUAUUGGGACGCCAAGAAGAACGAUCAAGUUGAUCUAGAGAGAAAGUAUUGGAAUCAAUUAGAUCCCGUUCUGAUUUCUGAAGGAACUUUCGCUGUGGCUACUGUCAUGGCGUACUUCAGACUCAUGUUCUUCUGCAGGCUGAACUAUUACAUGGGACCUGUUCAAAUAUCUCUCGGAAAAAUGUGUGCCGAUAUCGCUAAAUACCUGACUAUCUUCAUCAUUAUCAUGAUAUCCUUCACUUGCGCCAUGUGCAGAUUCUAUCAAUACUACGAUGGAAUGGUACAGGUGGACGAGAACGGAAUCAAAACGCAACAGGUGUCAUCGUUCGUGAACUUUCAAAAAACGUUGAAAACCUUCUUCUGGGGUCUGCUCGGGAUGUCCCCACUGGAAUCGGCAGACGUGAUAAUCGCCAACCUACCUGGUCCGAAGGAGAACACCACCAUAAUCAACAGUCACGAUUUUACGGAAAACGUCGGUUACGUAUGCUUCGCAGUUUACGAGAUGCUCACGAUGACGAUGAUCAUGAACAUGCUGAUCGCUACAAUGUCCUCGACAUUCCAGAGGGUUCUGGAUAAUCUGAACACAGAGUGGACUUUCUGGAAGACAGACUUCUACCUGGAGUAUAUGAUUCAAUCCACUCUACCGCCUCCUUUGAACCUAAUACCGACACAGCUUGGUUUCAAUCUGAUCAAGCAGGUUGCCAGUUUUUCCACAAACGACGCUCAAGAGGAUCAGAGGGCCAGCGAUUACAACGCCCUUAUUUCCCAACUGGUUCAGCGAUAUUUCAGAGAGAAGGACACAGUUACUACAACUAGUGAAAUAGAGGAACUUCGACAAGAGAUCAACGAGCUCAAACUAGCUUGCAAGGAUCUUAUUGAUAUCAUCACAUCUCGAUAGUGUUAGGGGAUUACCUAAAAAACGUGAUAUUUUAUACAAAUAAUUUUAUAAGUAUAUAUUCGCUCCUUUCGCAUUUCCAAGCAAAUAUUUGCUUGUGAUAAAUCGAAAAUAUAAUAUACUAUUUUCUUCCUGAAUUAUAUGAAAAUUCGGAAUAGAAAUUAACACUAAAUGGAUUAGUACGGCAAGAUCAAAAUAAAAGAUGCAUAGUA